Molecule: messenger RNA, 1438 nt
Organism: Pomacea canaliculata
Lineage: Eukaryota; Metazoa; Mollusca; Gastropoda; Architaenioglossa; Ampullariidae
Product: Sjoegren syndrome nuclear autoantigen 1 homolog
Exons: 3
Coding region: 78-446 (122 amino acids)
Cellular component (GO): ciliary basal body; centrosome
Source: RefSeq, a predicted model, not a curated record
AACGCGGCCCACUUUUGAUGACGUAGAAGACUUGUUGUCUAGGCGCAUUCGAAGCUUUGUGGCUACAUUCGUUCAAAAUGUCGCAGCAAGGAGCUGCGUUACAGAGUUAUAACAACGAAUUAGUUAAAUGUAUAGAAGAAUUGUGUACAAGGAGAGAUGAGUUACAUCGAACGAUUUUGCAAGAAGAAGAAGAAAAGCAAAAAUUACAGAAUGAUAUUCGUGUGCUGACGGAACGGCUUGCAAAAGUGAAUGAGAGUCUGGCAAAAAAAAUGGCUUCAAGGAAUGAAUUUGACAAAACAAUUGCUGAAACUGAAGCAGCUUACAUGAAGAUCCUGGAGAGUUCCCAGACAUUGCUGAAUGUACUUAAGCGGGAAUCUCAGAGCCUGAAAGAGAAGAGUUACCCUGCACCUGGUGGAUCCACAAAUCGCAUGACAUCACUGUCUUAGCUUUCUUUUCUCUAUUUAGAUUUUGUUUUUUGCUUGGCUUUGGGGUUUUUUUUCUGAUAAGUGAAAGUGUUUAUAGAAAUGAUUUUAAAAUGUAUGUUUUUCCCCAUUUACUGCAUUUUCCAUAUACAUAAAGAGAGCUUGACAUUUUAUCCAGAAUAGGUAAACAUGCAAUUGGAUGCUUAAUGGAUCUAAGAAGUGACUGGUCAUAGAACAGUUCUCAUCUGUUAAUAUUAGUCUCAUUUUGUGAUACACAAUAUAGUACAAAUGAAGGGAUAUUCUUUUAUUAAAAAUGUUCAAAUGAAAAUAGGCAAUAUAACUGUCUUAAAUAUGUACACCAGAGGAUAUACAGUUUUCUGUUGCUCCAGAGAUUUUCACUUCAGCCUGUCAAUACACAUUGGCAGCUUAAUUAAAAACGUAAAAUACCCAACUAAUGUUAAUGCAGGGUUGAGUGUAAGUAGACAUUCAUUGUUCUCUGAACAUUACAAAAUAUUUAUCCUGAAAAGUUAUAACUAAUGUAUGACAUAUUUGCCUAUGCAUUGGUGCCUUUCCAAUGUUAACAUUAAUGUUAAUGGGGAUUUUAUGUAUGAUUUUAUUCAUGCAUAAAUUGUUGUACUUGAGAAACCAAUGUAAUUCUCAUCAAAAACUUAUUGCCAUUUGGAGAUCUGAAGCAUGGUUUGGACUAGGGGAAAAAAGUGAUGCAUUAUAGCUUAUUUAGACAUUUUAUCCAGUCAGGUUCACACACAUGGGCAUACAUGCACUACUAUGUAAACACACGGGCUCAUAAAGGUAAAUGAAAGUGCAUCAGAAAAGCUUUUCAAUGCCUCUUUAUCUUAGUUGUAACCAGAUGUACAUAAACUCUUGCUUUUCUCUUUCCUAGCCUGAGAAAAAUUUCCUCAGUUACAAAUGUUGAAAGCAAAGGGAGGCAACUCAAUGCACAGUUCAAAUCAAACUUCCACAAGUAAAUGUCUUUCACAAAUAAAACUUUACCUAUA